Molecule: messenger RNA, 7163 nt
Organism: Ceutorhynchus assimilis (cabbage seed weevil)
Lineage: Eukaryota; Metazoa; Arthropoda; Insecta; Coleoptera; Curculionidae
Source: the annotation of a GenBank genome assembly
CGCAAUUCGCGUCGUAUCCUCUAUGCACACAUGUUUUUUGUUUCAGAAUUGGCCGUUCGUCGCUGGUAGCUACGGCUACGAACCAAAUAUUUUAUUAUUUUUCCACAGCAGUGCAGUCAAGUACCAGUGCCUGUCCUUGACGGUUUAGGUUGUUUUAUCAACAGUGUGUUGUGAAUCAUGAUUCAUGCAAGUACUUAUAUUAUUUUUUUUUAAUCCUAUUCUCACAAUUCCUGUAAAACUCGGUGUGUAAAAUUUAGUGUGUGCCGGCCCCAAGAAUUGUGAACACGUCAUCCAGUUCCUAGUAGACAACCCCAACCAAAAAGAAGGUUAAAGGCUGAGAAAAACAAGGUUUGUGUCGUGCGUGAGACAAAGCAACUAAUAAUGUCCGACCAAGACCAAGAUGGUUGGAGAACUGCAAAGGGAAAAGGCAGAGGCAGAGGCAAAGGUAGACAAGAAAAUUGGAGAAAUAAAAAUGAUGGGGAAACUGAAAUUGGAUCUGCUGCCGGGAGAUCACGUUUUUUUCAGAAACAUUUCAAUAAAAAUGAAAGUACCUCAUCCAAACCAAUCUCCCAACAAACCGAUCGUCGAACAGAGAAUUACAGUCAGAGGCAGGAUGCGAACUCAUCCUCCAAUACCUUCUUAGAUCAAGUUGCCUUGCAAGACUUAGUUGAGAAACAAACCGUCGAACAAGUAACCCAAAUCUUAUUAUCACCAUAUCAAAUGAAACAAUUCUCAGAAGCUCUUUCUAUGGAUCUUUCAGAAGAUAUAUUUGUAUUACUCUUCAAGCUUAUAGCUAAAGCUUGUGAAAAUACAUUUGUAACCAGCAAAAGUUAUGUGCUGAAAAAUAUCAUGCAGAAAAAAUUUAUUACAGUAAUUUGUAAUUUUUUUUCGGGCCUUUUGAUAAGUGAAAACGCAGAUCCAAUCUUUUGGGAAAAUAUCGAUAAUCUUCUGGAUUGCGUUCUGAUUUUGCUAGAGAAUACCAUGCAGUUGAUACCGCUAACUUGUUGGGAACAGGCACAAACCAUUACAAAGUCGCUCACUUUGAUUUUGCCCGUAUUGCUACAAAACAAGAAGAUAACAGUUAGUGCAGAAACUUUGUCUCGUUUAGACAGCAUCAAACAAGAAUUGGUUAUAAUUGAAAAUAAAUUUAAAAAUCCAAAAAUCAAGUUGGAGAUUUCUGCAGAUGUUCGAAAGGACGAACCCGAACCACAAGAUGAUUAUCGCUAUUUAGAUAUCUACCCGUCAACUGAAGAACUAAUUAUCCCAGAACAAGCUUUUGUUAGAAAGAAUAUUAUCAAUGGCAAAUAUCCUUCAUUGAGAGAUUAUUUGGACAUACAUUUUCGACUGAUGCGAGAAGAUUUUCUUAGACCAAUCAGAGAAGAUGUGUGCGAUUUUUUGAAUAAUACUAAUAGGCACUUGUUCAACAUAAAAAUACACAAGAAUGUGGUUUUCCUGCAAAGAGAUAUCAUUGGAGAUACAGUUGCUUAUAAGGCUAAAUUUCAAUUAACCAAAGGCCUCGAAAAUAUGUUGAACAGUGGACAAAAUAAGCGUUUCAUGCACGGUUCUCUACUUCUAUUUAGCGAUGACAAUUUCAAGUCGCUAUUUUGCGGAAAAAUCGUUGGCAGCGACAAUGUAAGAGACGGACAUUUGCUAGUCACCUUACAUGAAGCCAUUAUACAGGAUUACUCAAAAAAAUAUACCAUGAUCGAAUGCAUAAUAUUUUUUGAGCCCUACUACCAAGUGUUAAAUGUGAUUCAACAGCUCUCCGUCCGAAGCUUGCCAAUGGAAAAGUACAUAAUCAACGUCGAAACAAAUAUUUCCCGUCCAAAAUAUAUGGACAACGUCAGGGGCUAUGAAUUACCUACAAAUCUAAAUCCAUCGCAAACCAGCGCUCUAAAUGCUGCUCUAAAUAAAGAAUUUGUGAUUAUACAAGGACCACCCGGAACAGGAAAAACAUUUUUGGGCAUGCAAUUAAUAAAAAUGAUCCUGAGUUUCAAACAGCAUUGUCACCUCGGACCGGUUGUGAUAAUAACGUUCACCAAUCAUGCUUUGGAGCAAUUUUUGCAGGGAUUGUCUAGUUGUACUGACAAGAUUGUAAGACUGGGAAGGGGGUCCAAUGAUUUACGACUAAUGCAAUCUAAAUUUGGGGUCAAUGCAAAAUUUAGAGAGUUUUUAAUAAAUGAUGGAUAUUUGGAACAUGACUUCAUAUCAGAUGGUCAUAUUGAAAAAUUGAUGCGAAUAUUAUAUUACGGGAGAGAAUCUAAAAAAAGAGAUCCCUUCGAGGAUUUGCCAUUGCUUGAAAGCAUUACCGCAUCGGAUGUACCUCGAAGUAUUAUGUUAGAGAUUAGAGAUAAGAUGCUCAGAAACAACGAAUACAAAAACAUAAAAUGCGUAGAGAAAGAAAUUUCUGAAAUCAAGAGUGAUCUUAAUGAAUUGUUUUAUAUCGAACCACAAGGGAUUUCAUUCGAGAUGUUUUUUUCUAAAAUUCAAGAAAGCUUUCUUGGAGGCACUACACUUUUGGAGUGGUUACUUUUUGACGACGGAACCAUAUUAUUCACGAAAAAGGAAAAUAUUGAGAAACCCAAUCAAGUACCAGAUCCUCUUGAAGAAGAAAAUAAUAUUAAUCACUUGUGCAACUUUGUUUUCCAAAACCCCACCUUGGAAGCUAUUAGUCAUAUUACCAUUGAAACUCUCGAAAAAAAAUCCAAGGAGUUACAUGAUUUUAUAAAAAUGGAAAAAGGUCUAAGUGGAAGUCAUCGCAAGUUCCUAUGGGCUCAACUGGAUUUUUUGCUCAAGAAAAUUGAUUAUUUGCGAAACUGUUUGGGAAUAGAAUUCGAACAGCCACAAGUAAAUUUUAACGAUUUCUAUCAUCCUUUCAUGAUCCCAUCAAUAAACCGCUGGCAAUUGUACAAGUCUUGGUUUGAAACUCACAAAGCAAAUCUUCGGAUGAAACUUGAUUUCAAAUUGAACGAACUAAGAUUGCUAUACGCGGGUUAUAAGGAUCGAAGAGAAAUGGGAAAUGUAAAAUUAUUGAAUGAAAUGGAUAUAAUAGGUAUGACUACUACAUGCGCUGCUAGAAAUAGGUCGAUGUUGGAAGCCAUACAAAGUCGCAUAGUUUUGGUUGAGGAAGCGGCCGAAGUGUUGGAGAGUCACAUAGUUACGGCUUUGACAACAAAUUGCCAACAUUUAAUUUUAUUAGGGGACCAUCAACAACUGAAACCAACGACAUCAGAUUAUACGGUGGAUCGAAAAUGCAAACUAGGAAUCAGCCUGUUUGAACGGAUGAUACUGAACAACGUCGAAUGUCACACUCUAAACGUGCAGCAUCGGAUGCGUCCUGAAAUAUCCAGUUUAAUAAGUCCGGUUAUUUACAAGGAAUUGUAUAACAAUAGGAGCGUUGAAAUGUACCCCACAGUAUCCGGUGUGACCCAUUCUCUUUUUUUCAUCGACCACAUUGAACCCGAAGAGCCUUAUGGCGAUUCUAGCAAAAAGAACGUUCACGAGGCUAAAUUCUUAAUCCAGCUUGCCAUUUAUUUACUCAAUAAUAACUACAAAGCAUCUGAAAUCACUAUUUUGGCUGCAUAUCUUGGCCAAAUGUACCAGUUGAAAGACGAACAGAAAAAACACGCUCAUCAAAACCUGCAAGAUGUACGCAUUGCUGUGGUGGAUAAUUUUCAGGGCGAAGAGAACAAGAUAAUUUUGCUUUCAUUGGUUAGAAACAAUCCGGAGAAGAAAAUUGGAUUUUUAGCUACUGAUAAUCGAGUUUGUGUAGCGCUCUCGAGGGCAAAAGAAGGUUUUUAUGUUAUGGGAAAUAUGGAACACUUAUGUAACGGAUCUGAGAUCUGGAAAACAAUAAGAUCAACACUGGAGGCUCAACAAGCUUUGGGCAAAUACUUAACCCUCAAGUGCAAAAUCCACCAGGAACACAUGACCUUCGUGUCAAAAGGCACCGACUUUGCCAAAGUUCCAGAAGGUGGCUGCAGCCAGGUCUGCAAUACUGUUCUUAAAUGUGGGCAUAAUUGCACGAAAAUUUGCCACGGAUAUGAUCUGGACCAUGAGCUUUAUAAUUGCAAAUAUAAAUGUGAAGAGACAUUAUGUGAUGAUCCAGCUCAUAAGUGCAAAAAGCUAUGUUUUGAAAAGUGUGGCUCUUGCACAUACACAGUCCAGCGGAUAUUGCCCUGUGGCCACAAGAAUUCCAUGGCCUGUCAUGUGGCAUCAUCCGGAACCUAUGAUUGUAAGCAAACUAAAGAGAUUCAUCCAGAAUGCGGACACGUUCAGGAUGUUACUUGUUCCCUUGAAAUGAACGAAUUCAAGUGUCAAGUGGAAGUUGAACAUACAUUAGAAUGUCAGCAUGUACACAAGAUACCGUGUAGUCAAGAAGUGAAUUCUUUUAUUUGUAAAGAGGAAGUCGAACGAAAGUUAAUAUGUGGGCAUACACAAAAGAUGGCCUGCAGUCAAGACAUUGAUUCUUAUAUUUGUCGAUUUGAAAGUGAUAUCACUUUGCAAUGUGGUCACAAAUGGAAGAGACAGUGUGGCCAUGUUGAAAAAGUUGAAACAAGGAACUUGAUGCCACAGCUUUAUAGGUUGCAGGCGAGGUUGCAGAUACAGACAGAACAAUGCCGAGAAGCCUGCACGAAGAACCUACAAUCUUGCAAUGACCCCGAAGCUCAUGGAAAAUGCGAUCAACUUUGUAGCCAACCUUGCAGACUGUGCACAAAACGUGUAUCUAAAUCAUAUACAGAAUGUUCACAUUUUGAAAUAUUAAAAUGUUGUGAUGCAAACCCCUAUAGAAAAUGUAGUCAACGCUGCUCGAAAAAAUUAGCCUGCGGUCACUUUUGCACUAACAAAUGUUCAGAGCUGUGCACCACUAAAUGUUCCCAAUACGGUUUUAAAGCCAUUCCAGAAUGCGGCCAUAAAAUCAAAGUGAUGUGUAGGGAAACUCCAUUGCAGAAGAAUUGCCAGAACCCAUGCAAAAAAUUUUUAAAUUGCGGCCAUGCUUGUAAGAAAAAUUGCAAUGAAGUUUGCUCCGAAAUAUGCGUCGAGAAUUGCAACAAAGUCUUGAACUGUGGUCAUGCGUGUAUAACAAAAUGCAACAAAAAAUGUGCCUGCAAAAUUGAAAUUAUUCCUGAGUGCGGUCAUUCUAUUCAAGUUGAAUGUGGUGAAAAAGCUUCUCAGGAAAACUGCCAAGAAGAAUGUAGAAAAAUUUUACCGUGUGGACAUCAGACUUUGAGGAGGGUAAAAUGUAAUACAGCUAUCACCGAGAAGUGUCAUAAUCGGUGUGAAAAACUAUUAGAAUGUGGUCACCCGUGUAUAGCAAAAUGUGGAGAACCUUGCUCUGUUUGUCGAGAACCUUGCACGAAAACGAUUGCUUGCGGACACCCUUGUCAAACGCUUUGUUUUUUACCGUGCACUGAUUUGACCAGAUGCCUUUUUCCUUGCGAUAAACCACUUGCAUGUGGACACAAAUGCCAGGAAAAAUGCUAUCAAACGUACACGGUCUCUGGCGGCAACGAACGCAGAAAUUGCAGUGGCACUUGCGUGAAAAAUUGCGAGUUGUGGUCAGCACUAUUGUCGUAAGACGUGUGUUGAUCUAUGUCCUAAAACAUGCCAAAGUACCUACGGAAACACAUUCGAUUGUGGUCAAUUGUGCUUCUUUCUUACAAUUCUGCCUUGGGUGCGCUAAAACUAAUUGUGCCUUGUGUGUAAUAUCAUACCACCUCUGUGUCUUUCUACACUUCGCCUUCAGUAUUGUGCCAUUUCGAAAAAAACUUUUUAUCGCUUUGCAUUGUGGUUAAAUGACUCGUCAGUGGUCUUAAACUAAGGUCUUGAAGUUUCCUCUGCCUUUAUUUGCUGUAAUUCGCAUCCAUCCUUAUGUUGUAUCUAUUUGGGUUAAUACGUAUAACAGCAUUUAAAAUUCGAAUAGUAGUGUCGCGACCGCUCAGAAACUAGUCUCAAGUCUGAUAUUGUGUUGGCGAGCGGUGAUUUAUUUUCUUUCUGCGUAUUGACAACCCUUUAUGUGGGUCCUAUUCGCAGGAAUUGAAAUAGAUGGCCUUAAAACUCUUCUUGAAUUAAGUCAAUCUAGAAUUGAAUCAUUACAAUUUUUUCAAUUUCACGGUUUUAUUUCCGCAUAUAUCUAACAGUAGUUUAUAUUCAUUUUUGCUGGAAAUGACACAUCCAGCUCAUAACUUCUCGUUUGAAGAGGAUUUGUUAUGGAACCACCACGAGUGAGUCGUGUCAAUUUUUGGAUGGGUAUUGUGCUAUAUUAUGGGUUAAUUAUGUAGGUUCCUUUUAUUUAUUUAUGGGACUUGAAAAAGAUCAGAAGAUCGUCAGAAUUGAUAAUAAUUUAUGUUUUUCAUUUUAUUUUAUUUUUAUACCUUACGUUCUUAAGGUGCAAAGUAAUGGAAAUUAUAUUACGUACUAUUAGAAAUUAGAAAUGCCAUUCGGUUUUAUGUUGUUCAUGUUGAAUGCCAGACUAUAUUAUGUUUAGUUUUCAAAAAAAUUAUUAUACUUCUAUUAAAUGUUAUUAAGUAGGUAGAGAACGUUGCCUAUUUUCGGAUACUGUUUUGAAAUUACCCAAAAAUUCUUACGAAAGAAGAUUUAAAUAUAUGUUUCAUGCCAUGGGUUGAAAUAGGACAAAAGUUUAUAUAAACAAAUAUAUUUUCAUUGAUGCUUUUCACAACCUUCUUUCAAUUGGUUUGUGCUAAUAUUCAGAACUGUCUUAGUUUUUUGCCUUUUCCAUUCAAAGUUCAAAACCAAUCAAAGGACAGGUAAAUAAAAACUUGUUCAGUGCCGGAAGGUCAAUGUAAAAUAUUUACAGAUUAUCCAGUUGCGUUACCAUUUACCUUCAUCCAAGGAGAGGUUUUGGUUUUUUAAUACCUACCCUACGUACAAUAUUUGGAAUACCUUACUAUCUGAAAUUAAGACAUUAUCCGAAAAUAGAGUAAUUUCUCUUCUAACCAUACCAAAAUAUGUUUAUAUUGUUAUUUGUAAUUCUAUAUUGAUUGGAAUUGAUUUAAGUUUUUAUGAAACGUUUCGAGUAGCGAGGUACUACUCAUCUGUAUGAGUUUAUUUUUUUGUUUAGUGUCUACUUAUUACCUACACGUUAUAUUUGAUAUUGUACUUUGUACCCUAUAAAUUUAUUACACAAUAUUAAUAUGCUUCUA